Jatropha curcas is the source of this 5175-nucleotide messenger RNA. RefSeq names its product histone acetyltransferase HAC12. Gene Ontology annotation, biological process: positive regulation of transcription by RNA polymerase II. The record is from RefSeq and is a predicted model, not a curated record. Gene Ontology annotation, cellular component: histone acetyltransferase complex; transcription regulator complex. Gene Ontology annotation, molecular function: histone acetyltransferase activity; transcription coactivator activity; zinc ion binding. NCBI's taxonomy places the organism in Eukaryota, Viridiplantae, Streptophyta, Magnoliopsida, Malpighiales, Euphorbiaceae.
CUAUCCCACCUGCGGACACACACAGAUAACAGAUUGCAAAACACCGGCAGAGUACAACUUGUUACUAUUUAUGAAACAAAAUCUGAUCGAAAAAUCCAGACAAAAAGAAAAAUCCGAAACAAAAAAAAAAAGAAAAUUCUUGCCCCCACGCACAGGUCUCUUUCCUUAAACCCUUCUUCAAAUUUCUCUUUCCGAUUUAGGGUUUCUUUUAUUGGUUCUCGAUUUUGUCGCAGCAUGAACAUAGAACUACAUAACUAAGCAAGAUGCUUGCAAAGGGAUAUGUGUCAGAGCAGAUCUUUGGCCAGAUACAAAUUCAUCCUUUCUCAAAAUCAAGUCUCUCCCAGUUGGGAGGGAACGCUUCACAUCAGUACCAUGUAAAUGACCUGAAUGGUGGUCAGAUUGACUGGCGUAAAGAUCCCAGAAUCAGUUGCUUUCGUGAUUUGGUUAGAAACAGAAUUGCUGAAAGUUGUGAAUUGGGAACAAAUUAUCAAUGGCAAGAACAAGCAUCUAAUCUUGUAAAUAGCUUAGAAAACCAAUUGUUUAUGGAAGCUUCUUCAAAGGAGGAGUAUAUGAAUCAGGAUGUGCUGAGACAGCGGUUACAGUGUCUAUUGAAAAAGAUGAUGGUUGAUUUAAAUUGCAGCCAACUAGCAUGCAGCUACACUGGACCCACAUUCGAAGUGAUGCCAACCUUGGGUUUGACUCAUGGUUUCAAUUCAGCAACAGUACCUCCUUUUGAUCGGUUCACCAUUGAUAUUGUUGACCACAACUCGAUGGUGGCUGACAAUACUGAUAAAUUUAGCUUCCUAAAAGGAUUACUGGAUGGGAACAAGCCAGAAGUUGCAAACAUGUGCACUGAUUCAAACAUGAGGCAGAUUUCUAAUGAGAUGCUUCUUUCUUCUGAAAGGAGUUCUACCGUUCCUACAUUUUCUGAACUGAGUUCUACCAUCACUACAAGUUCACAUGGGGAAGGUUUUUCGGAGUUUGAAACUUUUGAUGGUGGAUCACUCUUUUCCAGGGGAGACUAUCAAUAUAGUUUGGAGGCGUCAUCCAAAGACAGUGUUCAACGGCAACUUCUUGCUCACGGUGUUGCAAAUAACCAGAAUGAAGUAUUGAGGUUUUCAUCUACACUGAGUGAAAGCUCGGAGAUACCGAAUUCAAUCUUGCAGAUCUCGGAACAUGCUCCCCAAUUAAUUUCUGGAGACUCUAUUUUUCCUAGUAUGGAUAUUGGCAUGAUGAAUUCAACUGUUGAUCGGGUACUCCAACCUAAAUUGGAGAUCCUAGAGCAGAAACAACAGCAAUCUUAUUCAUCAUACAAGCACUUACAUAAAGCAUUGGAGGAUGAAACACCUUGUUACUUUUCUGAAAAAAUAGCUAGUAAGCAUUUUCAGUUCCCAUCUGAACAGUCACAUGGAAUCCAUGUUGCUUCAGAAAGUUCUUCCCUUGCCAUUUCAAAGGGAACUGCCGGCCUGGAAAAAUCAAGCAACGAUUCUUCUGUUGAACAAAGGAUUUUACUUGCUUAUGUCAGCCACAAGAGUUCAGCAAGUUCCAGGGGGGACUGUAUGGUUUCUUUUGUUAACCACUUGCAUUCAACUAUGUGCAAUAAUUGCAUGUGCUUGUGUGAACGUUUUUUUUCCCUCCUGUCACAUUUUGAUAACUGUCACAGUGCUGACUGCUAUAUCUGUAGUCCUGUCCGAUAUCAAAGUAAUGUGAGUAAAUGUCACCAAAAUUUUGAAAAUAUGAACAAUGGCCUUUUGAGCAAUUCCAGCAAUAUUCCUGGUGGUGGUUCUGGCUUUUGCUCUUCAGAAAUCAUGCUGCCACUGCCACCCGCAAAACGUUUGAAGCGCAGCUUGCAGUGUUCCGAAAACUCGUUGCCUCCUUCAAAGGAUCUGAAGAUGGAGAAGUCCUCUUGUUUGCCAUCUGAAAAUAGAUUUGCUUCUGUAUUGGCACCAUUAUUGGCUCAUCCCUUUGAUCCAGAAGGACUUCCACCCUUGCAGCAAUUGCCUGAAUCUCCUGUAUCUAUUAAUUCUGAGGUUCUGGAGGGGACAGUUGAAUUAUCAAAGCCCAUGCGAAAUUCUUCAAAUGCUGAUCAGACUAGGCAAAGUGCAGGUAAUGAGUUUUCUAAACUCAGUGAUGAGAGUUCGGGUACUCCUGAAGAACCAAGUAUUGGUCCCAAAGCUGGGAAGAUAGACCCUAGAAGUUUUAGUGUGAUUGCAGAUGCUGUAAAAGAUGAACCUCAUGAGUUGAGGUUUGAUACCUCAUCAGCACUCUCUGAAGAGCUUGGAUCCACUUCUAAAGAGGAAGUGAUACAAGUAAUGCCUAAUUGUGACCUUACCAAGCUAGAUAUUGAGACUGAAAAGGAAGAUGUGAAGCCAAACCCAAAAGUACGAGGUGUUUCCUUGAUUGAAUUUUUCUCAGCAGAUGAAAUAAGGGACCAUAUAUCAAGCCUUCGGCGGUGGAUGGGUCAGAGAAUAUCAAAGGAAGAAGAGGAAAAACAAGGAGUGCAUUGUGCCAAUGAUAAUACAUGUCAGUUGUGUGCAGCAGAUAAGCUUUUACUUGCUCCAGUUCCAAUAUAUUGCUCAUCUUGUGGUUCUCGUAUCAAGCGAAGUGUGAUUUAUUAUAGUACCUCAGAGGAAAAUGGUAUGCGGCAUUGUUUUUGUACAUCAUGUUUUAAGUGUCGAGGUGGGCAUGUCAAAUUCCAUGGGAUUACUAUUCCCAAGGCAAAGCUGGAUAAGAAGAAGAAUGAUGAAGAAAUUGAGGAACCGUGGGUCCAGUGUGACAAAUGUAAAGGUUGGCAACACCAAAUAUGUGCUCUCUUUAAUGAUAAAAGAGACAUGGAAGGGCAAUCUGAGUACGUAUGUCCCAAAUGCUGCUUGGAAGAGAUUGAAAGUGGAGAAUAUAUGCCAGUACCAAAUACUGCUGUUUUUGGUGCAAAAGAUUUGCCUAGCACUCUGCUGAGUGAUUACAUACAGCAAAGGCUCUUCAGGCGUCUUCGGCAAGAGAGAGAGGAGAGAGCAAAGGUUUCCAGAAAGAACCUUGAUGAGGUUCCUGCAGCAGAAGAUCUUAUUGUCAGGGUGGUGUUAUCUGUUAAUAAACAGUUGAAAGUGAAGCAACAGUUUUUAGAAAUGUUUCAUGAUGGCAAUUACCCUGAAGAAUUUCCUUACCAAUCAAAGGUUAUUCUUUUGUUCCAGAAGAUUGAAGGAGUUGAUAUAUGCCUUUUUGGCAUGUAUGUACAGGAGUUCGGUUCGGAGUGCAGUCAGCCAAAUCAUCGUUGUGUUUAUAUCUCAUAUCUUGAUUCUGUCAAAUAUUUUAGGCCAGAGGCAGAAACAGCAGUUGGAGAAGCCCUUCGUACAUUUGUUUACCAUGAAAUUUUGAUAGGAUAUCUCGAAUACUGUAAGAAACGAGGUUUUGUGGCAUGCUACUUAUGGGCUUGCCCCCCUUUGAAGGGAGAAGAUUAUAUCUUGUAUUGCCACCCAGAGACUCAGAAAACGCCAAAGUCUGACAAGCUGCGACAGUGGUAUCAUUCAAUGCUAAGAAAAGCAUCCGAAGAAAACAUUGUGGUUAAUUUCACUAAUCUAUAUGAUCACUUCUUUGUUCCUACUGGGCAAUUAUACUCCAAGGUAACAGCAGCUCGUUUGCCGUAUUUUGACGGGGACUAUUGGUCUAGUGCUGCUGAAAAUGUCAUAAAAAAUAUAGAGCAGCAAAAUGAAGAACAUUCAGGGAGGAAGAUGAAGAAAGUAAUGACAAAGAGAACUCUAAAGGCCAUGGGCCAUACAAAUCCUUCUGGUGGUGUUACUAAAGAUAUUCUACUGAUGCAAAAAUUAGGGCAAACUAUUUCUCCUGUUAAGGAGGACUUCAUUGUUGUCCAUUUGCAAUUUGUUUGCACGUAUUGCCACGAAGUUAUAUUAAAUGGAUGGCGAUGGUGUUGCAGCAGGUGCAAAAAUUUUCAGCUAUGUGAAAGGUGUCAUAACGUUGAGCGAGGCCGCAAUGGGGGAGACACACAUACUAUAAGUAGCAAAGAAAAGCAUUUACUCUCUAAGGUUAUGGUUGAUGAUGUUCCAUCUGAUACCAAGGAUGAAGAUGUAAUUCUGGAGACUUGGUUAUUUGAAAAUAGGCACAUCUUCCUUGGCCUCUGUCAGAAGAAUCAUUAUCAGUUUGACACGCUUCGCCAAGCCAAGCAUUCCUCUAUGAUGAUCCUGCAUCAUCUUCACAACCCAAUAAUGCCCACCGACAAGAUCACCUGCAACAUUUGCCUGCAGGAUACUUGUACUGGUGACAGUAAUGUUUGUGCCACAUGCUGUAAUAAGAAAUUCAGUUCUUCCCGUAUUCAUAGGUCAGCGUACAACCCUUCUGUACCUAAUGGUGAAAAUGAGGAUAAAUAUGCACAGCAGAAAAUUCUUAUGCUGAAGGAACUGCUAAAUGUUCUACAGCAUGCUGAUAAAUGCAAAGCAACCAGUAAUGAUCCUUGCCAUUACCCAAACUGCCAUCAAAUCAAAAGAUUGUUCCUCCAUGGAUCUAAGUGCACCAUCCGGCUCAGUGGAGGUUGUAAGAUCUGUCAAAAGUUGUGGUACAUACUGAGAUUGCAUUCUAAAACUUGCGAGCAAACAGAUUGCAGUAUACCUCGCUGCAGGGAUUUGAAGAACCAGAGAUUCCUAGGGAAACCGAACACACCAAGUAUAUAAGAUAAGAUCAGAAGGAUAGUCAACAGUUCACAAGAAGUGUACAGUUUGUCAGGGAAGAGAAUCAAUUGUACAGUUAGCUGAGUUUUGAAGUUAUGAAAUGCAAAGCAAAGUUUUGAUAGCCAAGUCAUAGAAGUAAUUUAGCUUUUCUUCUUUUUCGAGGAUGGGAAUCCUGGAGCUGAUAACUGAUAAGUAGAUAUGUUGAAAGUGAGAUUUACUGAUCGUAGUUUAUAGGCAAGUCUUUUAGGCUGAUUUAAGUUCUGAGCUUGAUGAUAAUAACACUCAUCUCGGGCCUCGGUUAACAUGUUUGAGGUGUAUAGCUGAACUAGUAUCUCACUUCUCCGCUAAUGUAUAAUCUUCUUAUUGUAUUUUAUAGAAAGUAGACCUACAUUCUACAAAGGAUAUAAGCUUGUUUCUAGUUUUUCUUUUCCCGGAAAACUCUAAUUGUAUAAUUUACUUUCUUACAGGACAAAGUGAAAAACAGUUUAAUCCCUGUCAA